GGAAGUCCAGCCUCCUGCAGGUAGCUGUCUCGCUUCCUGCACCUUGACGCUCAGGUAGGCAGACCUGAGCCCAAAGUUUGGGAAAAGCUGUUUGGGUCGGAGCGGAAAGCGCAGAGCGUCGGAAUGGGUCGAACAUUUUGGCAUUUGGCGUGAAGCUGGAGGAUCCGUCCCUCCAGCGGAAGUCAGCUGGAGCAGUCAGAUCCGCGAGGAAAGCAGAAGUCAUGUCUGCUGUCAGCACCUGCAGCCAGGAGUCGUUUCAUGGGGAGCGCUGCGUGGACCCAGAGGAGGAACGACUCCCUCCUCCGGAACCAAAGGUGGUCCGCAAAGCUCACCUGAAGGACGCCAAAGAAUCUGAGACCAUCGGCUUCAUUCCGGGCUCAGCUGAGUCCUCACCCGCUGCCCAGACCUGCAAUCCCUGUGCUUCUCCGAGGAGCUGUAGGACCUUUGCGUGCAGCGUCCUUACCUGCGGCCUGUACCGGCUCUGCCAGCGCUCCGUCCUCGCUCCCUGCCUGGGACCAAACGAGAGCUCUCCAGAGGAACCGGAGGGCGUGAGCUUCCAAGCCAGGAAUCCAGGGAGCCACAAGAAGGAAGCAGAACCGACUGAUAUCAGCCCGCAGACCUUCAAUGACAUCUUCAUCGGUGGAGUUAAAGUGGACAGUCUGAAAGGAUUCAUGGAUACUGAGACCGUUUCGCCAUCGUACGUUCCUCCCUCUGUGGUCCAGACUCAACCCAGCUAUCACUCACUGCACGACUCCAUACAGUUUGAUGACUGGGAGGUUGGUGAAGAAGACGUGGACUCCCUGAUCACCAAGAAGCUGCUGGAGCUCUACUCUGAGUACCAGAUCGAAGAGUUGGCCAGGUGCACCUCCGAUUCUGUGUUCCUGAGGAAGAGCAAGACCAUCAACCAGCUGAUCAACUCCCUGGCAGAGGAGCACAAAAUGGACGAGCAGGAGGCUGAGAACAGGCUGGUGCGCGGCAUCAUCCGCAUCAGCACUCGCAAGAGCAACAAGAAGCGGCCGCCCGUCUCCAGGACGUUCUCCGACAGCGGCAACGAGACCAUGAACGGGAGCACCUCCUUUACCUUCAGCAACAACAACGACUACAGGUCCAAUCCAAACAUCCAGAUUUCAGAGCAGACCUCGACAGACAAGUUUGCCAGGGAGAUGUGGAGGAAGAACGGAGGCCACUCUUCAGGAGCCCCUUCAGGCUACUCCUACACAGAAGCGGACUCCUCUGGCGUGCCUCUGUUCCGCUCCUCGGUGAGGACAUGAUGCCCCGCCCCCGCCCAGCUGGCCGUUCUGACCGCCAUGCGCAGGACUUUGGAAGGAGUUGCACUUGCACUGGAGGGCGUGGCUGAGCCCAGCUCUGUGUCUUGAAGAGGACAGAAGGAAGAGAAUGUGAAGGUUCACAUUGUCUAGAGGACGCCGAUGAACUCAGGGCUCUCUGUGUCCGUAUUUAUGCAGGUUAAACGUUGUUUGUUUGAAGGAUGGGAAGCUCCUCCCACAGGCAGAGGUCACCGGAAAUGUUUGAUUGCCGUCCUGCUUAUGAAGCUUCCUUGAAAUGUGACUCUCUUGUGUGUGGGUUUGGUUCAUCUGUUUGGUUUGUUGCACAUUCCUUUUGUCUUCUCUUAAUUUGGGCUGUUUUACUCCGUCGUUGUCACGGAUACCGAGAACAGAUCUGGUAACAGAAUGACUUCAUGCCGUUAAUCCUGUGCUCUCACUGAAUGUCCCAGAGGAACAGCGUUAACCAGAGGGUCCUUCAGGUGAAAUCAAACCAUAAAACGGCUUCAUUUGGUUUGUUGGCAAGAAGCGAAAAAGAGGGCUUUAACUUUUUCCAUCUUUUGUUUUUCACCGUUUGUGCUCUCCACUGGUUUCACAGUUAGCAUAAGAAACAUCAACGAUCUACUUCAGGACAUUUAUCUUGAGAGGGUUUUUCUUGCAGAAAGGACCAUUGUUCUCCGCAUUUGACCCCUCCCCUGGGGGAGCGGUGAGCUGCAGACACAGCCGCCCUCAGGAACUGUUUGGUGGCUUAACCCCCCAAUAAAAGAAAAAAAAUAAAACAAAAGGCUCUUUUGUUUGAAGUUGACCACAUGUUUUUUGGUAGCUUUCCUUCUCUCGUGUCGGAUUAGGCUGGAUGUUUUGCAUGGAAAACCGGAAACGGAUCCGUCUUUGUUUUGGAAGUGACCUCCCAGGGCCAGCAGAGGGCGCUGCAGCUGCAUUCCCGCCUCAGCUUUUGAGAGUUGAAAGUCUCUUUUUGGAAGAUUUCUCAGGACGGUGUGCUGUUUUAGCUUCAGACAGAUUUGCACAGGAUUCUUUUUAGUUGAAUGAAUAUUCAAUGGAGGAAAAAGGUAUCUUCUGUUAUACGUUUAUGUAUUUUGGUUUGCAUCACGAGCUCACGGUUGUACAAACGUUCAUCUGAUUGUAUUUCAUUCAGAAGAGUGGGGAAUUUUUUUUUCUUAGAAUAUUUAGUGCAGCAGCAUGAAGUCCAGGUGAACCUUUUAGCUCAUAAGCUUCUGAUUUCAGAUGAUUUUCUUGUAAUGUUGACUGUAGUUGGUUCUUCAAUCAAAAGUAGCUUGUUUUUAUUUGUUUGUGUGUUUUGUUCCUGGCUCAUGUGGUUAUGAUGAACGUCUGUAAUCUUUCAUGUGAUCUGCACAUUUCCCAUCGUAUGGCCCAGGAAAAAGAGCAAGCAUGUGUGUUUUAUUGUAGGUUAAAAGAAACCAGAUGUUCAGAAAACCUCUGCAUGAAAGGUUGAUGAAGCUGAAUGCAGCACAACAGUUUGUCUGCAUUCUAUGUUUUUCUUUGCUUUAAAAUGUUUUCAAUAACUUGUUGCUUUUAAAUCUGUAAACUCUGAUUAAGUGAAAUAAAUUAAGUGAAACUGGGAA
Messenger RNA from Oryzias latipes (Japanese medaka), 2881 nucleotides. It is a transcript of the gene kdf1b, whose product is annotated as keratinocyte differentiation factor 1b. The record is from RefSeq and is a predicted model, not a curated record. NCBI's taxonomy places the organism in Eukaryota, Metazoa, Chordata, Actinopteri, Beloniformes, Adrianichthyidae. Gene Ontology annotation, cellular component: cell junction. Gene Ontology annotation, biological process: keratinocyte development; regulation of epidermal cell division.